Messenger RNA from Drosophila rhopaloa, 1936 nucleotides. It is a transcript of the gene alphaTub84D, whose product is annotated as tubulin alpha-3 chain. The record is from RefSeq and is a predicted model, not a curated record. Gene Ontology annotation, cellular component: cytoplasm; microtubule. Gene Ontology annotation, molecular function: structural constituent of cytoskeleton; GTP binding. Lineage: Eukaryota; Metazoa; Arthropoda; Insecta; Diptera; Drosophilidae. Gene Ontology annotation, biological process: mitotic cell cycle; microtubule cytoskeleton organization. Bases 464 to 1816 code for a protein of 450 amino acids. The transcript has a single exon.
GACGAGAAACGGCCACUCUGAAUCUACCAAACAAGCGUGUUUGUGUAAAAAACCAAAUUUACUGAUCUUUAAAUUGGGUAAAUACCGCCAGAAUAGUCGCAUCCACACACCCCUGCCGAUGGUAAAUCAAUUUUGGCCAAGAGCUAGCAAUGUUGUGUAGAAAGCAAAGUCAAACUCAAGCCGAAUUCGAACAAACUUUCCAAAAACAGGCCUGACAGAGUUUUCCGUGCCACCAGAGCAAAAUCGAUUGUUAAACGCGUUUAUUAUCUAAUAAUCUCCGAACGAAUUAGUGAAGUUUUCUGUGAAUCCCAGAGCUCAGUGAGAUUUGCGUUAGCCAAAUCCCCGUAUUCGGGCAUUCCAACGUAUACGCUCGCAGAGUCAGACCCCAAAAUCGUAGCUCCACACUUUUCCGUGAAUUUUUCGUAGCCGCGUGUGAGAAACCGAGUCCCGGUAAAAAAUCAAUAUGCGUGAAUGCAUCUCUAUCCACGUGGGCCAGGCCGGCGUCCAGAUUGGCAACGCCUGCUGGGAGUUGUACUGCCUGGAGCACGGCAUCCAGCCCGAUGGCCAGAUGCCCUCCGACAAGACCGUGGGCGGUGGCGAUGACUCAUUCAACACCUUCUUCAGCGAGACGGGCGCCGGCAAGCACGUGCCGCGCGCCGUGUUCGUGGACCUGGAGCCCACCGUGGUGGACGAGGUGCGCACCGGCACCUACCGGCAGCUGUUCCACCCGGAGCAGCUGAUCACCGGCAAGGAGGACGCGGCCAACAACUACGCCCGCGGGCACUACACCAUCGGCAAGGAGAUCGUCGACUUGGUGCUGGACAGGAUCCGCAAGCUGGCCGACCAGUGCACCGGGCUGCAGGGAUUCCUCAUCUUCCACUCCUUCGGCGGGGGCACUGGCUCCGGCUUCACCUCGCUGCUCAUGGAGCGCCUCUCGGUGGACUACGGAAAGAAGUCCAAGCUGGAGUUCGCCAUCUACCCGGCUCCCCAGGUGUCCACCGCCGUGGUGGAGCCCUACAACUCCAUCCUGACCACGCACACCACCCUGGAGCACUCGGACUGCGCCUUUAUGGUCGACAACGAGGCCAUCUACGACAUCUGCCGCCGCAACCUAGACAUCGAGCGGCCCACGUACACCAACCUUAACCGCCUGAUCGGGCAGAUAGUGUCCUCGAUCACCGCCUCGCUGCGAUUCGAUGGGGCUCUCAACGUGGACCUCACCGAGUUCCAGACCAACCUGGUGCCCUACCCCCGCAUCCACUUCCCGCUGGUCACAUACGCCCCGGUCAUCUCGGCGGAGAAGGCCUACCACGAGCAGCUGUCGGUGGCCGAGAUCACCAACGCCUGCUUCGAGCCGGCCAACCAGAUGGUCAAGGUGGACCCGAGACACGGCAAGUACAUGGCCUGCUGCAUGCUGUACCGCGGAGAUGUGGUGCCCAAGGACGUGAACGCAGCCAUCGCCACCAUCAAGACCAAGCGCACCAUACAGUUCGUGGACUGGUGCCCCACCGGCUUCAAGGUGGGCAUCAACUACCAGCCACCCACCGUGGUGCCUGGCGGAGAUCUGGCCAAGGUGCAGCGCGCCGUGUGCAUGCUGUCCAACACCACGGCCAUCGCCGAGGCCUGGGCCCGUCUGGACCACAAGUUCGACCUGAUGUACGCCAAGAGGGCGUUUGUCCACUGGUACGUCGGCGAGGGCAUGGAGGAGGGCGAGUUCUCGGAGGCCCGCGAGGAUCUGGCUGCCUUGGAGAAGGACUACGAGGAGGUCGGCAUGGACUCUGGUGACGGCGAGGGCGAAGGUGCUGAGGAGUACUAGGAGUGGGUAGAUGCAUCCCCCUAAACGCUGUUUGUUUUCAUACGCUCCCACUCGCAAACAUAAAUUCACUGCGACACUGUAAAGCGAAAAAGAAGAAAAUAAAAAAACACAAGAAACACA